Molecule: messenger RNA, 540 nt
Organism: Racocetra fulgida
Lineage: Eukaryota; Fungi; Glomeromycota; Glomeromycetes; Diversisporales; Gigasporaceae
Source: the annotation of a GenBank genome assembly
AUGGAACCGUUUCACCAAAAUUUUUCUUUGGACGAUAAGACUAUACAAUAUCCAUUCGCUGAAAACGAAAGAGUUCCAAUGUGGCUUGCUGCCGUAAAUUUCAUUAACAGGUGUGACCCAUUGCCUGGGUCUGUUGAUGCUAAGCCUUUCGGACUUAGCAAUGCAAGCAUCUGUCAACAAACGGAUAGUGCUAUUAUGAAAGAUGGUUUCAAAAGUUUUAUAUCUGGACAUUCUUCAAGUUUUAUCGUGCUUCUUCCAUUAGCUCUUGCAGCAUACAUUGCAGUCACACGAACUGAAGAUUAUCGUCAUCACUGGCAAGACGUUGUAACCGGUGGAUUGAUUGGUAUCGCAGGUAUACCUUUACCAAUUCGAUUAAUUCCCCAUGAUCCAGAAUACAAAGCACACUUCACUUUUGAAGAUGGUACAAAUUUUGAGGUCAAUGUUGUUCGAAAUGAUGGAUCUACUGUUUUGAAAGACACAAAGACAUUUCAAAGUGCUACUAACAAUGAUGAUAAUGAAGAUCCUCAUCGACUUGUCUAA